Molecule: messenger RNA, 4037 nt
Organism: Rhineura floridana
Lineage: Eukaryota; Metazoa; Chordata; Lepidosauria; Squamata; Rhineuridae
Gene: MFSD11
Product: major facilitator superfamily domain containing 11
Exons: 14
Coding region: 257-1606 (449 amino acids)
Source: RefSeq, a predicted model, not a curated record
AUCUUUACUUCCUGUCUAGCGAGAAUGGAAAUGCUCUCUGUGCAGAAGUUCCUUUUGUCAUCAGGUGAUUUUAUGUCUUUUGGUCAAAAACUGACUCAGUGAUCAGCUGAGAAGAUCAACUGGGGCAGAAUGUUUCAUCUUUUGGGAGAGUCUGCUGUUAUUCUGUGUGUAAAAAGAAACUUUAAAAAAGGAAGCAUAAAGGGUAGACUCCCCCACCUCUCAGAUUCAGUCUGACAGCAACCUGAGAAAACACAAAAUGAAUUCUGAAACAAAACGGCAAUUGAACAUAGUUGUUUUAGGAACGGCCUUUAUGUUUAUGUUCACUGCUUUCCAAACAUGUGGAAAUAUUGCGCAAACUGUUAUCACAAAUUUAAAUCAUACUGAUUUCCAUGGCAGUGGCUAUACAAGCAUGGCUGUUAUUUAUGGGGUGUUUUCGGCAUCAAAUCUUAUCUCACCUUCAGUGGUUGCCAUCAUAGGACCGCAGUUGUCCAUGUUUAUCAGUGGUAUAUUUUACAGCAUAUAUAUUGCCAUUUUUAUCGAGCCUUCUACUUGGACUUUCUACACAGCCUCUGUUUUCCUUGGAAUAGCAGCUGCUGUCCUAUGGACUGCUCAAGGAAACUGUCUGACAAUAAAUUCCAACGAACACACAAUUGGGAGAAACAGUGGCAUCUUCUGGGCAUUACUGCAAUCCAGCUUGUUUUUUGGAAAUCUCUAUAUAUACUUUGCCUGGCAAGGAAAAACACAAAUAUCAGAGAACGACCGUAGGACUGUCUUCAUCGCUCUGACAGUGAUUAGUCUUGUUGGCACCGUUCUGUUUUUUCUCAUUAGAACUCCAGAAGAAUCACACUCGGAGGAAGAAGAAGCUGAAGCCACUGACGACACCCUUGUAGAGCACAUGUCUGAACAAAGCAAAAUGACAAGGGCUGUUGAUGCAUUUAAAAGAUCUGUCAAGCUGUGUGGCACAAAAGAGAUUCUGCUGCUUAGCAUCACAACAGCCUAUACAGGUCUGGAAUUAACAUUCUUCUCUGGAGUGUAUGGGACCUGUAUAGGUGCUGUAAAUAAAUUUGGUACCGAAGAAAAAAGUCUCAUUGGACUUUCUGGAAUUUUUAUUGGCAUUGGAGAAAUAUUAGGUGGAGGAAUCUUUGGCCUCCUAAGCAAAAGCAAUCAAUUUGGCAGGAACCCAGUGGUGAUGUUAGGCAUUGUGGUCCAUUUCAUAGCUUUCUAUCUGAUUUUCUACAACAUGCCAAAUGAUGCCCCCAUUGCCUCCAUGCGUGGGACAGACAAUAUAGCAUUCAUGGAACCAAGUAAAGAAGUGGCAAUUUUUUGCAGUUUCUUGCUGGGUCUAGGUGAUAGCUGUUUCAACACUCAGCUCCUCAGUAUUUUGGGAUUUCUGUACUCAGAAGACAGCGCACCUGCCUUUGCAGUCUUUAAAUUUAUCCAGUCUGUCUGUGCAGCCAUUGCAUACUUCUACAGCAACUAUCUGCUUCUUCAGUGGCAGCUUCUGAUUAUGGCCGUGGUUGGGUUCUUUGGGACGCUUUCCUUCUUCACUGUGGAGUGGGAGGUGCCAGCCUUUGUGGCCAAAAGCACAGAUUACAGCAGCAUUUGAUGAUGGCAUUUUCAGCAGCCUGAGGCAAUAUUCACAUGCAAAUGCAUGCUUACUGAAGAGACUUGAUAGCAUUUUCAAUCAUAGAACAUGGGAAAACUUAAAUACCAAAGUUUAAAUUUAAAUUUUUUUUUUGCUUCCGUUAUAAACUGUGGUGAUGGAAACUGCACACAACGUUGUGGAAGAGUAACCUGGCAAUUGGACCAGUGAGGCCUUCUUUUUACCAUUUCUACUUGCCAAGUGCCUCCAUCUUGUAUUUAUGCCCAUCCUUUGUGGAAUUCUACAAUUAUUCCUUUUAACCGCAUUUCUUUUUCAUUUUUACUUGUCUUUCUGUGAAUCCCAGAUUUUUUUUGCCGAUACAUGAGAAUAUUUUUUUCACAGGAUGUGAUACGCUGCAACAUAGAAAGUUAGUUCACUUUGUGGAUUGAUGUGGAAAUCCAUGGAGGGGUUCUAGGGCUUUUAAAAAAAAAAUCCCAUUCCAUUUUCUCCAAAUAACUCUUACAAUUAGUGUCAAUUUUUUAAAAAGAAAAGCUAUAUAUUAUGAGAUAAUAGCAGAAGGGAAUUAAAUGUACUUGCACAAGCUAUUCUGCUAACUUUAUCUGAGUCUAAUCAGAGGCAAAAAUGAUUAAGGUCCAGAGCCCCUGUAGUCCCCAUAUCUUUUCAUGUAUGCUCUGAGACUAUGUACUGUUUUCUCAGGAUCAAGGUAAUGAUGUUUGCUGCUAUAAGACUCUGUAGGAAAUGCACUCCAGAAGCUCCCAAAUCCUUUACCAUAGAGAUCCCACAAAUAUUCACAUGCUCAGGUGGCCUUGGUGAGUUCUGCAUGGCUUGUCACAUGCAUAACAUUUCUGAGCUGCUUGGAUAAGGGCUUGAUUAAGGAAACUGCUGUGUUGGAUUGUCGCCUCAUUUAUUUAAUUUGUUGGUAAAAGUAUUUGGGGAAGUUCACCAGCACAACCCAUUAGUAUUUUUUAAAUACUUCCUUAGCAUAAGACACUGUAAGUUUAGCAUUGUCAGGAUCCCAGAAAGGAACUCCAAUAGAGCAACGGUAACAGACUUGGGGCCAUUUUAAAAGUUAAAUCCUACAAAGUGCUUACUGUGGAAUCCUAUGCAUGUUUACUGAGGAGUAAUCCCACUAUCUUCAGUGGGUUUACUCCCUAGUUACUGUUCAGGAUUGUAGCCUAAAAAUGUAAAUGUAGAAAAAUGUGUGAAAACCAUGUGUGACAAUCACAGUGUCUGUGUUGUUGCGUGUACCCAAUCAUAAGCAUUAUAUUGUACACAGUGUAUUUCAAGCGAUAAGCGACAGCUGCUGGGGGGAAAUACUACAGCAGCCUUCUGCCUUCUGGCGCCCUCCAAAUGUUUUGGACUACAACUUCCAUCAGUCUGGGAGCUGGAGGUAUCUGUAGGCCAAAACAUCUACAGAGCACCAGAAAAGGUGGAAGGCUGCAUCUGGCUGGCCAUGCUAUAGACAGAACACUGGAUCAGAUCAUAUUCAGGGGACCAGUACAUGUGUUGAUUUGAGAAAUCACCAUGUGUACUCUCAAGAGCAGCUGGACCCAGAUACAGAGUGCAUGUACCUGGGUACAGAGUAAUACCCCCUAGAAAUACCCCCUAAAAAUUUGCCAUCUAGCAAGGCAAUUCUUACAGAAAUACAUACCUUAUAUGCAGCAGGAGGCUCUGAGACUGGCCCUUAAGGCACCAGCUUUUUGCUGCUGGGAGAAAAGCAAGGCCAUUGAAGCAUCCCAGCAUUGAGGCUCCAUGUGGAGAAUGAAGAUGAGCAAGCAUAACAGCUGUUCCCUAUCCACUUACCACUGGUUGCACAAAAGCAGCAAUAUCAGCCUUGUUGCAAUUCAAACGGUUAGCUCUCUUUGUAAGGACUAUUAAUCCACACCACCUAUUUAUGGAUUUGAGAGCUAAUUUUGUCUGCUUUUCCUAGAGCAAGGUGGAGUUCAAAGAGUGUCAGAACAAGUCCCUAUUUCCGGGAAAACUGCUUGAGCUUAUCCCAGCUGUUGAAGGCUGGGCAGAAGAAAUGUCAAGGGACAGGAAACAAAAGAAGCAAAAAGCUCACAGAAAUAGGGAAUUAGUCCUGUCAGUCAUUGCAUAUCUUGGAGGGGAGAGACACAGCUGCUCAGAGACAGAACCUUGCACAUCAUUCAAAAAAUCUCAUUUGAGACGGGGCACCAUCUCUGCUACCAAAGGCAAUUAAUUAGGGGAAUUAGUUAUUGUUGGCAUAAGUUUUGCAAUGCAUUUGCCUUGUCCCAAAUUAUUUACAUUCAUGAAAUAAUUUUGCAAACUGGCCUUGCUAGUUUUAUUGUCAUAUUUGUGCAUUUUUUAAAAAAAUAUGAUUUAAAAUAUUGUCAGUUAUGACACCAGUUGUGAGGGUAUUGCUUCAUUUCUUUUUUGUGAUUACAUCAUCUAAAUAAAAAUGAACCUCAGCUAA